AUGUCUACGAGUGAUUGCAAGGACGAGACUAGCCCCGUGCCGGAAACCCUACCAAUUUACCGCCAGAAAGGACGUGGCCUUGGUGUCGCCUUCAGGAACAUAACCGUUCAGGGUCGUUCAGGCAGUCAACGGACAGUUCUCGACCUUCCCCAGAUCUUCGUCGAGAUUAUUAAGGCCCCAUAUCAGACAGUACGCCAUAGGAUUGGUAAUAAGCCCGUUCCAAAACGCAAUCUUAUUCAAGAUGUCUCCGGCGUUCUGUUUCCCGGGGAAACAAUGAUUGUCCUCGGACGGCCAGGCUCAGGGUGUACGACACUGUUGAAAGUAAUCGCAAACAACCGCGACUCGUUUAUGGCUGUCGAUGGAGACGUACACUAUGCCGGUAUCCCAGCUCGGGAAAUGACUGGUGCACUAAAGUCUGAGAUUGUCUACAGCUCUGAGGAAGACCUGCACUUCCCAACCCUCCCGGUGAAAGAUACCUUGGACUUUGCUUUGAAACUGCGACGGCCCAAAAGUUACCCAAUGGAAGACGAUCAGUUCUCGUCUGACUAUACCAAACGAUUGUUGGGCUCACUUGGGAUGCUCCACACGUCGAAUACUAUCGUAGGAGACUCGUUCACUCGAGGCGUUUCAGGUGGAGAGCGCCGCCGUGUUUCCUUGGCAGAGUCUAUGGCCGUCAAUCCCGCUCUGGCAUGCUGGGACAACCCGAUUCGCGGCCUUGAUAGUUCAUCAGCGUUGGAUUUCCUUGGAUUGCUCAAAGAAAUGUCCGAGAUGACAGGAAUGAAUAAUGUGGUUACUUUAUACCAAGCAUCAGAAGCCAUGUACCAGAACUGUUUUGACAGAGUCAUACUUAUGUAUGAUGGUUUGAUGAUCUUCAGUGGAAAGACUGGAGAGGCAAAGCAGUACUUUCAAGACCUGGGAUUCCAUUGCCCGGAUCGACAAACAACCCCAGACUUUCUAACGUCUAUCACUUCCCCCGCCGAACGAACUAUUCGAGAGGACUACUCCGGUCCUCUAUAUCUUGAAGCGAAGCCCCUCGAACAGGCUUUCAGACAAAGUCCGUAUUAUGCUCGGUUACAAGCGGAACUGACUCAAUACCCAAAUCAGAUACAGUCAAAUACAGAAGUCCAACGCCAGUUUCGACAAAGCGCAUUGGAGAUUCGCUCCAAGAUGGCCACAAAGCGCGCUGUAGAGAUUUCAUCUCUCUGGAAGCAAGUCACAGAGGGGACUCGGAGAUACUACAGACUAUUCUGGGGUGACCGUAAUACCUUUUAUACCAUCCUGGCUCUAUGUAUUGUGAACGCUGUCAUCACUGGAUCGGGAUUCUACGCAGCUCCGAAGACUGCUUCAGGAUCCUUUGAGAGAAGUGGAGCCCUUUUCUUCGCUCUUGCCUACUUUUGUUUGAACUCUUUGACGGAGGUAGUCAAGACGGUGAAUGCACGAUCUAUUCUACUCAAGCAGCAUAACCUGGGCCUAAUAAGCCCUACUGCAUAUGCCAUUAUCCAGACGGUUGCUGAUAUCCCUGUCGCUCUUAUCCAAACGGCUGUCUUUUCCUGCUGUUAUUAUUUUAUUAUUGGAUUGAGUGAAUCAGCAUCUCAGUUCUUUAUUUUUCUCUUACUUGUAUUUGUGCACUACUGCGCCAUUGGAAGUAUGUUUCGGAUGUUGGGCUCAUGGGCCCCCAGCCUGAGUAUAUCACAUCUUUUGGCCGGGUGUGCUCUACCAGUGGCUUGUCUCUACUCCGGAUACGCUCCUCCAGUGCCGACAAUGCAUCGCUGGGGCUCAUGGAUUCGACGCAUCUCACCUACUCCCUAUGCCAUGGAGGCACUGAUGGGAAAUGAAUUCUAUAAUAUCAAUCUCCACUGCACAGACUCUCAAUUGAUCCCCUCGGGCCCGGGGUAUGACGAUAUCCGCUACCAGGCAUGUCCCAUGGCAGGCGCACAUCAGGGGUCAGCUUUAGUGGACGGUGCAACAUACGCACAAGCAAUGUAUGGAUUUUCACGGAAACACCUCUGGAGAAACUUUGGUAUUGUUCUGGUGAUGUGGUUCCUUUACACAGUCAUCGGAGCGGUGGGACUUACCGUCAUGACGCGGGAUAGCAGCAGCGCUGCAGGCCAUGUAUACAAGCGGAAUGCCCAGAAUCCUCGGGAUGAACACAGCGUCACCUUCACGUUCAACAAACUUAAUUAUUACGUGAACGUGGGAGGUAAGGAGAAGCAAUUGUUGUGCGAGAUUUCCGGCUACGUCAAACCUGGACAGCUUACUGCUUUGAUGGGUGCGUCGGGUGCUGGAAAGACCACACUGUUGGACAACCUCUCGCGUAGAAAGACCGACGGACGCGUGGAGGGCGAGAUUCUGCUGAAUGGUGCUCCCCUAAGUACGGCCUUUUCACGGUCUUGUGGUUUCUGCAUGCAGCAGGACAUUCAUGAGCCCACCGCGACAGUCCGAGAGGCAUUACAAUUCUCGGCCUACCUACGUCAGCCGGCUCAUAUCUCCAAAGAAGAGAAGAUGCAGUAUGUUGAGCACGUUAUCUCACUCCUCGAGCUUGAGGGUAUUGCGGAUGCAUUGAUUGGGACAGUCGGGGAUGGUCAUUUGAAUGUGGAGGAACGGAAACGGGUCACAAUUGGCGUUGAACUUGCAGCAAAGCCAUCGGCGCUCUUAUUCCUUGAUGAGCCCACAUCUGGUCUCGAUAGCCAGGCAGCGUAUUCAAUCGUUUCUUUCCUUCGGAGAAUUGCUGCUGAGGGGAUCCCAAUCGUUUGUACGAUCCACCAGCCUUCCGGUGUCCUUUUCGAGAUGUUCGAUCACGUUAUUUUACUCGCUCCAGGUGGGCGGACAGUGUAUUUCGGAGAAACAGGCAAGAAUGCAUCCGCCGUGGCCGCAUACUUUGCGAGGCACGGUGCCGUGAUGCGCGCAGAGGAGAAUCCAGCAGAGUUCAUCAUUUCCACCAUCGCCGCAAAAGGAGACGACAACAUGGACUGGCCUGAGAUUUGGAACAAGUCCCCUGAGUGCCAUGCCUUGCACCAAGCGGUUCAAGUGUUAAAUCAAAGUUCUCCCCUUAGUGAUAACGCCAUGACAGCCGCUAAUGAACGACCAUACGCAUUGAGUCUUCCAGCGCAGAUUGUGGCUCUUACCCAGCGCCACUGGAUCGCCAUCUGGAGGAAUGGACAAUAUAACUUUAGCCGGCUAUUCAAAUCCAUCUUCUUUGAGAUGUUUGUCUCGUUCACCUUCUUCCACGUCAACAAGAGCAGUCCUGGAUUGAAAAACCACAUGCUGGGUAUCUUGCUCUCAACCUGGGUUGUUCCUACAAUCUCCGCCGAUAUGCAGGCCAUCUGGUACGAGAAAUGGUCGAUAUUCGAGGCGCGGGAACGCAAUGGGAUCUAUGACUACAAGGCCCUCUUGUCGGCGUUGUUCCUCGUAGAGAUUCCCUGGCAAAUUAUCAUCUUCACGUUUAUCUUCAUUGUCUCCCACUGGACCCUUGGAUUCGCCAGUACUCCCAGUAUCGCUGGGUUUAUCUACUUCAUGUAUCUCCUAUUUGCUUUCUUCGGCCUUGGAUUUACCUACCUCAUGGCUGCUUUAUUCCCGAACCCGACCAUGGCCGGUUAUGCAAUGUCACUAUUCUGGGUCAUUCUUCUCAUGUUCUCUGGAGCCGCUAAUCCGCGCAGUGGGCUGAACGAUUUCUAUCGCCCCUGGCUAUUCUGGGCUGACCCUAUGACCUACUUCUUUGAACCGACUGUAUCCACGGUGCUCCAUGGGAUCCAGGCCCAAUGUGCUCCACAGGAUAUGGCUGUGUUCGAUCCUCCUUCGGGCCAAAGCUGUAUGGAUUAUGUAGCAGCAUAUUUGGAUGGAAAUCCAGGAUACCUGGCUAACCCCAACGCCACACAGAACUGUAACUUCUGCCCGUAUUCGACGGGAGAUGACUUAGCCAGAUCCCUCCAUUUCUUCUACGGGAGUCGAUGGCGGGACUGGGCCGUGUUUCUCGGAUUUGGCUUGACCAAUACUUUGCUCACUUUCCUGACAACCUGGAUUAUUCGCGUCAAGAUUCGGCAGUGGGGAAAGUAA
Aspergillus pseudotamarii is the source of this 4053-nucleotide messenger RNA. RefSeq names its product ABC-2 type transporter-domain-containing protein. The record is from RefSeq and is a predicted model, not a curated record. Gene Ontology annotation, cellular component: membrane. Gene Ontology annotation, biological process: transmembrane transport. Gene Ontology annotation, molecular function: ATP binding; ABC-type transporter activity; ATP hydrolysis activity. NCBI's taxonomy places the organism in Eukaryota, Fungi, Ascomycota, Eurotiomycetes, Eurotiales, Aspergillaceae. The transcript has 4 exons. The coding region runs from base 1 to 4053 and encodes 1350 amino acids.